CAGUAUGGCCGGCGACAUUAGCUAGCGCUAGCCCUACGCUCUUCUCUGCAACAGGGGAAAAUACGGACUACAAGGAACCGAACCGCCUCGCCUGCCCCGCGCCCGCCCGCCCGGACUGUAAGCCCCGCGCUCACGCCGCAGCCGCCGCGCACCCGGGCGGUUCCGCUGCUGCCGGUUUGGCUGAAGGGUCACGUAACAAACAUCCACUGGAAGGUGACUCGCGGCCGGGGAGCCGGCGGCGGCGCGGCCCGUGCAGCAGCGGCCGCCGGGCUGGGCUUAAUUUCUGUGGUUGUUGGUUGCCGAGCUGUCGCGCCAUGGAGGAGAACGGUGCACACUUCUUCGAAGGGACCGAGAAGCUGCUGGAGGUGUGGUUCGCCCAGCAGCAGCCCGCGCCGCAGGAGCCGCACCAGAGCAAGGGGUCCGGCGACCUCCGCACCAUCCCCAGGUUUGAGUGGGACAAACUUUUGGAGAAUGUGCAUUGUUUGAUCAUAAGUGUGACAAAAACUGACAAGCAGGAAGCUUAUGUACUCAGUGAGAGUAGCAUGUUUGUCUCCAAGAGACGUUUCAUUUUGAAGACAUGUGGUACCACCCUCUUACUGCAAGCACUGGUUCCCCUGUUGGAGCUUGCUAGGGAGUACAGUGGGUUCAACUCAAUUCAGAGCUUCUUUUACUCACGUAAGAAUUUCAUGAAGCCUUCCCACCAGGAGUACCCACAUAGGAAUUUCCAGGAAGAAGUAGAGUUCCUUAAUGAAAUUUUCCCAAAUGGAGCAGCUUAUUGUAUGGGACGUAUGAAUUCUGAUUGCUGGUAUUUGUACACUCUGGAUUUCCCAGAAAGUCGGGUAACCAAUCAGCCAGAUCAGACACUGGAAAUUCUGAUGAGCGAGCUUGACCCAGUAGUUAUGGACCAGUUCUACAUGAAAGACGGUGUUACUGCAAAUGAUGUCACUCGUGUGAGUGGAAUUCGUGACCUGAUACCAGGUUCUGUCAUUGAUGCUACAAUGUUCAAUCCUUGUGGGUAUUCAAUGAAUGGGAUGAAAUCGGAUGGAACUUAUUGGACUAUUCACAUCACUCCAGAACCAGAGUUUUCUUACGUUAGUUUUGAAACAAACAUUGGUCAGACAUCCUAUGAUGAGCUGAUCAGAAAGGUUGUAGAUGUUUUCAAGCCAGGAAAAUUUGUUACCACACUUUUUGUUAAUCAGAGUUCUAAAUGUCGCACAGUGUUUUCUUCUGCCCAGAAGAUUGAAGGGUUUAAACACGUUGAUCGCCAGAUUGCUCAGUUCAAUGAUUACAAUUUUGUUUUUACCAGUUUUGCCAAGAAGCAGCAGCAACAUAGUUGAUUAAGAAAAAUGAAGAAAAAACGCAAAAAGAGAUCCCUUAUAGAAGGUGGUGGCUGCUUUCUAGUUAAUGAUUCAGGGGGCCAUGCUUUCCACUACCACCUUGUAGUUGGGGAAAGCCCUAGAUGUAAUCAUAGUAUAAUCAUUUUGAAUUGUAUGCAUUAUUAUAUCAAGGAGUUAGAUAUCUUGCAUGAACGCUCUCUUCUGUGUUUAGGUAUUCUAUGCCACUCUUGCUGUGAAAUUGAAGUGCAUGUAGAGAAAUGUUACUGUACAAGACUUCACACCACAUUUAAAAAGAACUCAAUUAGGAUUUCACACAGUAUAGCUUUUCUCCAGGUAUCACCAAAAAUUCCCCACAGACAAGGCUUUCGUCCUCAUUAGACAUUGGCCUCAGCCUUCUCAUCUGGGACAGUUCUUCAUUAAAUUGCUGCCAGAAUUUUUCAUCUAUGCUGUAAUUUCAAUCUCCAGACCAUUUCUUGAGAACUUAGUGUGUUCGCUAAUGAAAUUUGAUUUCUAAUUCACAUGUCAAUGGUGGAAUCAAGGUUCUUGCACUUGAUAACACAUGAUUUUGCAAGACUGAGAACAAAUAAAGGCUAUUACAUAUAGGGGCAUGUCUUUUUAUUUGAGAUGUAAUAACAUUACUCAGAGUUAGUCCUUUAAACUGACAGGGUUUUGUUCAGAAAGGACUGAAGGGCAAUAUACUGUAGCACUGUGGGAUAAUGCACUAACUUUUCACUUCUAGAAACUUGGGUUCAAAUACUAGCUUAGGUCAAGUGUUCUCAUCUCAUUUACUGCCCAAGUUGAUAUUGGUUUAUAUCCCAAAACCACCAUGUUUCUACAGGAUGCUAGUCUACAUUCAAAGGAGGCCCAGAAAAUGUCAGAAUACAGAUGCUUUGGCAUAGUUGAAUUGGUACUUUUCAAAGCUGUCACAUGGUUAUAAUUUUUCACUUUUGUAAUCUACUCAAGCUGUGUUUCUAAUAUUGACUUACUAGAGCUAAUGCACUCAAAUUUGUUGGCAGGUGGAGCAAGUAAAAAUAGAAUUUGAGGCAUAAACUGUUACAUUAACUUUCACUUCCAGUUUUGAUCAAAUAUGCUAUAAACUGGUCUAAAUGUUUUCUGUUUUGUCAUUCCAAACAACAUCAAUGCCUUUAUCUCGUGACUGAAAGUCCUGUGAUGUUGUGCGUGUGACUUAAUGCUGUAUUCAACAGUGUUGUGACUUCACCUGUUUUCCUUCUAACUGUGGUGAUUCUUUUUACCAUGACUUGAUGGCAUUAAGUGAAUGACUGUAAGAACAAGAAGGGUCUGGGAUUGCUGGAUCCAAUGAAAUAGAAUGCUAUUCAUAGAGCAGUAAGUGUGUAAUUCAGUCAUUUAAUGUCUAUUGACUAAUAGAUGCAGGCUUUCAAGAGUUGAUAUUUUCAGCUAUGUUUGCAAAUACUGUGGGAUUUUAGUAAUAUGAGACCAAGUAAUUACAAAUUUUACACUUCCCUCUUGACCUCACAAUAUUAUUUUGGCUUUCUGGAUUGACGCAAUGGUUUUUUGUUCCUUCCGUAUUUAUAAAUGAAGCACCUUUUAGUGUUUCUAAACUAAGAAAUCUGCUUGAUUUGGAAAUCAAGUGGUUGGAACAUUAUUUUGACUUAUUUUAACCAUAUUGUUUGAAGACUUGAUUGAAGAAGUUAUCUACCAGUGAUGAUUUGCUUCUGUGGAUGGCACCUAGUGGUUUUUUUGGUGCUUAUAUUUUGAGGACCAAUAUUUUAAGUUUUCUUCUUAAACAUUGUCCCAACUGAUCUGACGUUAUGUUGGCUUGAGGUCCUAUAAUACAAAUAGACCCGAGAUCCCUUUCUGAGUAAAGUUGGUAAAAAAAACAACACACAAAUUUAUAUAAAUAAGCCGUGGAUAGAAGAUGAAAGCUAUUGAAUGAACUAUAUUGGGUGAUCAGGAGAGGGGGUACUAUGGUUUUAUAAUUUCUCUAUGGUGUUAGACUUUGAUAAUUUAAAAAAAUAUAUUGUACCACAAAACCUAAUGCUUCAAUAAAAGUUUGCUUAAUAAAA
Pelodiscus sinensis (Chinese soft-shelled turtle) is the source of this 3382-nucleotide messenger RNA. RefSeq names its product adenosylmethionine decarboxylase 1 (gene AMD1). The record is from RefSeq and is a predicted model, not a curated record. Gene Ontology annotation, biological process: spermine biosynthetic process; spermidine biosynthetic process. Gene Ontology annotation, molecular function: adenosylmethionine decarboxylase activity. NCBI's taxonomy places the organism in Eukaryota, Metazoa, Chordata, Testudines, Trionychidae. Gene Ontology annotation, cellular component: cytosol.